Messenger RNA from Schistocerca cancellata (South American locust), 1018 nucleotides. RefSeq lists its product as uncharacterized. The record is from RefSeq and is a predicted model, not a curated record. Lineage: Eukaryota; Metazoa; Arthropoda; Insecta; Orthoptera; Acrididae. The transcript is spliced from 3 exons. Bases 65 to 1018 code for a protein of 317 amino acids.
CGUUGUCAACCUACACAUUCGUUUGUUGACACUAUUUCCAGUUUUUUUUUUUUUUCAGAAAGCGAUGGGAGGCGCCACUGUAUCACGACAAGAAGAAAGUAGACAACGGAAAAAAAGGAAAAGGAAUCCUUCAAUAUGGAAGAGGAAUAUUUCGAAAACAGCGAAGCUAAAAGACCAACAAUAUAUUAACUAUAAAGGACAACGCAUACCAGCUAAAAUUACAGGAUGUGCCUACAGGUGCAAGAGGUUCAAGUGCUUUCAAGACAUCAGUGCAGAUGAAAAGGAAUCUAUUUUAGUACGGCUUCAUACCUUGACUUCUAAGGACGAACAAGAUGAUUAUAUCCAGUCACUUAUAGACAUACAUAACGUCCAGCGACGUCGACCUAGAAAAGACAAUUCAAUUCGACAAGUCGACAAAGUGUAUACUUACCAUGUAAUUGUGGGUAACACCAAAAGGAGGGUAUGUUACAAAGCAUUUCUGGCUCUUCUAGCUUUAAGUGACAAGAGAGUGAAACGACUGAGAAAGCUGUCUAUAUCAGAUCAGAGUCCACAUGAUGAAGGAGGGAAAACACCCAGUGUAAACGCUUUGUCAGCAGAAGUCAGACAACUCACGACAAAUCACAUUAAUAGGUACCCAGUAAGAGAAAGCCAUUACAGUUGGAGAACAAGUAAGUACUUAGACGCAAGGCUCAAUAUUAAGUUGAUAUAUAAAAUGUUCAAGGAGAAACAUACAGACGUUAAAUGUAGCAACCAGACAUAUGCUUUGUUUAUCAAUGAGAACUACUCCCUGUCAUUUGGGCGACCUCAGAAGAUCGUUAGCAUCAGGCGCGUCUGUACGGAGGUGUCCGUGGACUGCUGCGUCGGCUAUGGGCCGCUUAGUGUGACGUCACCAACACUGCUGUGCGGCCCUGUUAUCCCGGGGGUGUCGGCACAGCUCGGCAGCCGCAGGGCGACCUCAAUUUCGCUGCACCACUGGCCGGUCGGCACCUUCGGCGCCGACAACUGGGCCGCGGUUUGA